Talaromyces proteolyticus is the source of this 2428-nucleotide messenger RNA. RefSeq names its product phosphatase 2C-like domain-containing protein. Gene Ontology annotation, molecular function: cation binding; protein serine/threonine phosphatase activity. The transcript is spliced from 3 exons. NCBI's taxonomy places the organism in Eukaryota, Fungi, Ascomycota, Eurotiomycetes, Eurotiales, Trichocomaceae. The record is from RefSeq and is a predicted model, not a curated record. Bases 254 to 1999 code for a protein of 581 amino acids. Gene Ontology annotation, biological process: protein dephosphorylation.
UUCCGGUCGAACUGGUAGCCUGUGUAAGUACUCGAAUUUCUAUACUGUAGUUUACCACACUUCCUCCUGUUAACCUACGUCUACCGCCUUCUCUGUUCCCUGCACAGCGUCUAGUCCUUUAUCAUUACAUUCGAGCAGGGUCUUGUUUUGGCAUCACUCGCAUUUGUCAGCAUCAUCCCCGAUACCAUAAACUAUCAAGCUGGCAGGAAGUAAGCGCAGAAGUUUCUCUUCUCAGGGUGGGUUGCUGAACAGAAUGUUCGGUGGCUCCACGAGCCCACCCAAGGAGAAAACUGAUUUAGUGUCGCCAACUGAAACAAGCCCAACGUCGCUGACUGUCAAUACUGAGAACAUUGGAGUAGUACGAGAAAAGCGAACUCCAACGUCGUCUGGACCUCUUAGUAGGAAGCAUAACGAGGAUCAAUCUGCUGGCGAGAGGAAGCGAAGAAGUAGUUCGGUCAACAAGGCUGCUUCGUUUUUCAACAGUGCGAAGAACUCCUUUCAUUUUUCAAGCCGGGAAUCAUCGCAUAGCCAGCCCCAGACUCCUCAGACCCCUCUUCAGAGGCUGGGGAAAAUGGACCCCGCCUUGAUUGUGCCUCAAGGUUCCUUUAACAAUUCGGCCGGAGAAUCCGCGCCAACGUCGCGUUCAUCAUUUCGAGUCGGUGUUACCGAGGAUCGAAAUCGAAAAUGCCGUAGGACGAUGGAGGAUACGCAUGCAUAUCUCUACCAUUUCUUAGGCACCCCUACCCCUACUUCUGGUGCUCCGCCGAUCAGUAGUAGCCAGUCCAGCAAUGUGGCUGAUAAAUCCACAGAUGAAGAUGAGCCUACACACGUGGUUGAGACAGACAACGGUUAUUUUGCUAUCUUUGACGGACAUGCUGGUACAUUCGCUGCAGAGUGGUGUGGAAAGAAGUUACAUCUCAUUCUUGAGGAAAUCAUGCGCAGAUAUCCCAACACCCCGGUCCCUGAAUUGUUAGAUCAAACGUUUACUAGCGUUGAUCAACAGCUGGAGAAACUACCCUUAAAGAACAGUGGCUGCACGGUUGUGGCAGCUGUCCUACGUUGGGAAGACCGUGUAGCCAGCUCACAGUCUGCAACAGGCUCUGUGCCCAUAGCUCCAGCUGCGACCCCUUCAAAUAAGGCUGAAACUGCAUCUAACCAAUCUUCUGAGUCCGUUCAAACACCUACUCAGUCGGGCCAACCUUCGAGUACCUCGCAAGUGGAAUCAGCAUUGCCGAAACUCCAGGAACCUGCCUCUCGUCAACGUGUUUUAUAUACUGCCAAUGUCGGCGAUGCAAGAAUUGUUCUAUGUAGAAAUGGGAAGGCUCUCCGGCUGUCAUAUGACCAUAAAGGUAGCGACGAGAAUGAAGGGAAACGCAUUGCUAAUGCUGGCGGUCUCAUUUUGAACAACCGUGUUAACGGUGUACUUGCUGUAACAAGAGCAUUGGGCGAUACAUAUCUUAAAGACUUGGUGACUGGCCAUCCGUACACUACAGAGACCGUCAUUCAACCUGACCAAGACGAGUUUCUUAUUUUGGCUUGUGAUGGGCUGUGGGAUGUGUGCACCGACCAAGAAGCGGUUGACUUAAUACGCAAUAUUAAAGACGCCCAAGAAGCAUCUAAGAUACUUGUUGACCAUGCAUUAUCACGCUUCAGUACAGAUAAUCUGUCGUGUAUGGUCGUUCGCUUUGACGCCAAUCUCAUUCGAGACGUCGUUGAGCGACGUAUCGAACCAAUUGGAGUCGAGGGAGACCCGUCCUCUAAAGGAAAGCGUGGCGUCAGCGAGGCCGAUAAGAUAGUCGAAAGCGCAAAGAAGCAGCUGGAGGAUGCAGAAGCAGAUGACACUGUGCCAGUCGAUAUCGGCCUCAAUGCUAAACUCAAGGAUGAGCUAGUUGAACAGGCAUCUAAUGAAUCGCCGGGUCCUGAAGUUACUCAAGAUAAGCUGGUGGCAACGUUAGAUGCACAGGAGACUGCCAAUGCUGAAAGUGACGCAUCAAAGUGACACAAGUUUUAAACAUUCAGUGGAAGGGAAAUGAUAUCCCAUACCUUGUAUCCUUCUUGAAAAUGAUUCAGUUCGACCAGUCUCGAUCCAACAAAUCCUGUUAUACCAAAGUAUGGAUUGAGUUUCAUGACCCGAUCUAACUGUUGUGUGACUAUCUGGGGGACGCCUUCUCUGAUGAUUCUUCACGAAUUGUAUUAUUGGUUGGGGAGUUGCAAAGACUGCAAACCAGUCUGGUAUUGUCUGGGAUAGGAAUUUAUGGUCUCGAGAUUCCUUUGACGCCAUGUAGAUUUCUGUGUUUCAUGAAUUUUAACAAUUAUCACGUUUCUUAUUGAAGACACACAUGUGGAUGUAUGUAUGUAUGUACGUAACGUCGUGAUGUGGCCAUGUCUCAAUGUUGCCAUUCCACUAUAUCAAUUGAUUGAGAAAGCA